This is a messenger RNA of Aegilops tauschii subsp. strangulata, 2969 nucleotides long. RefSeq names its product pentatricopeptide repeat-containing protein At1g74600, chloroplastic. Gene Ontology annotation, molecular function: protein binding; RNA binding. Gene Ontology annotation, biological process: RNA modification. The record is from RefSeq and is a predicted model, not a curated record. Lineage: Eukaryota; Viridiplantae; Streptophyta; Magnoliopsida; Poales; Poaceae.
UUGCAUGGGUUAACAGCUACGAGUACAAACCACAAUGUUUGUGACUUUGUGUGCAACAUCACAUAGAACACUAGCAAGCCGACUCCCAUCGCCGUGAAAAAUUCAAGUGCAAAAGUUCACCGGCGAGGCGGCGACAGCGCUCGCUCACUCCGAUUGCAUCCCUACUCCACGCCGUCUCUGCCCUCCACCGUCUCGAUGCCUCCACGCCUCCCCUCCCCCGCCCUCUCCGCCCACAUACGCACGCUCUCCGCCGCCCCGGCAUCCGCCGCCCGGGCCGGUGCCCCCCACCUGCUCGACGGAGUGCCGCGCCCGGACCGCCUCGGGCGGCUCCCGCCCGAGCUCGCGGGCUUCGUCCGCUCGCGCGCCGCGGGGCACACGCCCAGCCAGUUCGCCUACGGGAACGCGCUCGCGGCCUGCACCCCGGCCGCCGGGGCGGGCAGCGUCGCCUUCGCGGAGCAGCUCUACUGCGCCGCCUGGAAGGACGGGCUCGCGGGCGACGCCUACGUCUGCAGCGGCAUGGUCGACCUGCUUGCCAAGAGCGGCCGCCUCGGGGACGCGCUCAGGGCGUUCGCGGACGGCGACCGCGGGAGCGCGGUCUGCUGGAACGCGGUCAUCUCCGGGGCGGCGCGCAACGGCGAGCACGGGCUCGCCGUCGAGAUGUUCGGCGACAUGGCGUGGGGCUCCUGCGAGCCCAACUCGUUCACUUACUCCGGGGUCCUCAGUGCCUGUGCGGCGGGCGCGGAGCUGUGCGUCGGGAAGGCAGUGCACGGGCUGGUGCUUCGGCGUGACCCCGAGUACGAUGUGUUCAUUGGGACGGCGAUCGUCAACAUGUACGCGAAGUCGGGUGAUAUGGUCGCUGCCAUGAGGGAGUUCUGGAGGAUGCCCGUCCGGAAUGUGGUUUCCUGGACCACCGCGAUCGCUGGUUUCGUGCAGCAGGAGGAGCCACUAGGUGCUGUUCGGCUGCUCAGAGACAUGGUCCGGGGCGGCGUGUCUAUCAACAAAUACACAGCUACUAGCAUCUUGCUCGCCUGCUCCCAGAUGCACAUGAUACGAGAGGCUAGCCAGAUCCAUGGAAUGAUCAUAAAGACAGAGCUGUACUUGGAUUACGUUGUCAAGGAGGCUUUGAUCUGCACAUACGCUAAUAUUGGGGCUAUUGAUUUGUCCGAGAAGGUGUUCGAAGAAGUUGGCAGAGUAAGCAACAAAAGUAUCUGGUCAACUUUCAUAUCUGGGAUUAGUAGCCAUAACCUACCGAGAUCAAUUCAGCUAUUAACGAGGAUGUUUCGUCAGGGUCUAAGACCAAACGACAAAUGCUAUGCUUCUAUUUUCAGUUCUGUGGACUCAACUGAGCUUGGAAGGCAGCUGCAUUCGCUGGUUAUAAAAGAUGGGUUUGUUCAUGGUGUCCUUGUGGGCAGUGCACUCUCCACCAUGUACUCUAGAUGUGGUGAAAUGGAAGAUAGCUGCAAGGUCUUCGAAGAAAUGCAGGAACGGGAUGAAGUCUCAUGGACUGCAAUGAUUGCUGGUUUUGCAUCUCAUGGCCAUUCAGAUGAGGCAUUCCGACUGUUCAGGAAUAUGAUUCUUGAUAAUCUAAAGCCUGACCAUGUGUCGUUAUCUGCCAUUCUUUCAGCUUGUAAUGGACCAGAAUACUUGCUUAAAGGGAAGGAAGUUCAUGGACAUAUUCUUCGUGUCUAUGGAGAAACUACGUCUGUUAGCACUUGUUUGGUUUCCAUGUAUUCCAAAUGUCGAGAAGUACAAACAGCUAGAAGAAUUUUCGAUGCAACUCCAUGCAAAGAUCAGGUCAUGUUGUCUUCAAUGGUAUCUGGAUACUCUACAAAUGGUUGCACUGACGAGGCAAUCUCACUAUUUCAGCUUAUGAUGGCAGCUGGUUUUCAGAUAGAUAGGUUCAUAUGCUCAUCUAUCCUUAGCCUAUGUGCUAACAUAGCAAGACCGCUCUAUGGAAAACUAUUACAUGGGUAUGCAACUAAGGCAGGAAUACUGUCUGAUCUAUCAGUAAGUAGUUCACUUGUGAAGCUGUACUCCAAAAAUGGCAACCUGCAUGAUUCUCGUAAAGUUUUUGACGAAAUAAAUUCCCCGGAUUUAGUUACUUGGACAGCUAUAAUUGAUGGAUAUGCUCAGCAUGGAAGCGGUCAGGAUUCUUUGGAGAUGUUUGAUUUGAUGAUUAGGCGUGGAGUGAAACCAGAUAAUGUUGUACUAGUGAGUAUUUUAUCUGCUUGCAGCCGUAACGGUUUAGUUGAAGAAGGCUUUAACUACUUUAAAUCUAUGAGAAACGUGUAUGGGCUUGAGCCUGUGUUACAUCACUACUGUUGUAUGGUUGAUUUACUUGGUCGAUCUGGGAGGCUUGCAGAGGCAAAAAGUUUUAUUGAGAGUAUGCCUAUGAAGCCUGACUUGAUGGUAUGGAGCACACUGCUUGCUGCUUGCAGAGUUCAUGAGGAUGCUGUACUUGGACGAUUUGUAGAAAAUAAGAUACGUGAAGAUAAUUAUGACCCAAGCUCUUUUGCAAUGCUGUCAAACAUUCUAGCAAACUCUGGAGACUGGGAGGAAGUAGCGAGAGUCAGAAAAUCAUUAAAGAGCAGCAAGAAAGAGCCUGGAUUGAGUAUGGUGUAAAGUGAAAUGGUCAAAGAGUUCUAUAAAUAAAACAGGAAUGCAGCACAGUACAUUGACUGAGAUGAAAUAAUGACAUCAUCUCGGGGAGUUCUGAGAAGAGCGCCAGUUGGUUACAUCUAUUGGACAUCUCUCGGAGAGGCAGGGGGACAAUUGAGAGAUUCACAUGGCACAUUGGAUAUCCAAUCAUCUGAAGAAUGUACCCCCAAAUCAAAGGGGAAUUUUACUUUGGGCGGAACUCCAUACUCAUUGCCUGUAUUGUGUCCAUUGUCAGGUUUUCUUGUAUAUGGAUCUUCGUCCCUAUUUCCAAUACCUUCAUUUGUGUCUAUAACCCAAUCAACUGCAUACCC